Molecule: messenger RNA, 702 nt
Organism: Penicillium griseofulvum
Lineage: Eukaryota; Fungi; Ascomycota; Eurotiomycetes; Eurotiales; Aspergillaceae
Product: v-SNARE protein VTI1
Exons: 3
Coding region: 1-702 (233 amino acids)
Biological process (GO): macroautophagy; intracellular protein transport; retrograde transport, endosome to Golgi
Cellular component (GO): ER to Golgi transport vesicle membrane; late endosome membrane; SNARE complex
Molecular function (GO): SNARE binding; SNAP receptor activity
Source: RefSeq, a predicted model, not a curated record
AUGUCAAACGCAUUGAACGCAGACGCCGGCUCGGAGAUGUUCGCCAGCUACGAGAACGAGUUGAAGCUGGUGCAAGCUGAUCUGAACCAAAAGCUGGACCAAAUCGCCGAGGCAAGCGGCGAGCAACGGAAAUCAGCUAUCGCCAACGCAACACAUGUCCUCGAAGAAGCAACAGAACUACUCGAUCAAAUGCGCAUGGAGAAGCAGAACAUCCCCUCAGCAACCCGGUCAAAAGUCAACAUCCGCUUCCGCAACUACUCAACCGAUAUCGACGAGGUCAAGCGCAAGCUUAAGUCCUUCUCGGAUGACCGGCAAGCGCUCUUCGGCGACCGAUACACCGACGAGCCGCAGGAUGAGCACCUCGAACAAAGACAGCAGUUGCUUUCCGGUACGGACCGGCUAGAGCGCAGCUCAGCGCGGCUGCAGCAGAGCCAGCGCAUGGCGCUGGAGACGGAGGAUAUUGCUCGCGGCACACUCGGCACUCUGUAUGAGCAGAGGGAGCAGAUCUCGAAUGCUCGGAAUAACUUGCAGCAGAGUGAGGGUUACGUUGAUACUAGUAUCAAGACUUUGAGGGGCAUGGCCCAUGUGAUUACUGACCUCUCCUCGCUGUUUAGGAUGGCUACCAAUCGGAUAAUCACCAUUGCUAUCAUUACAGUUCUGGUUCUUUUGAUUUUCGCAGUUAUUUUCAGCAAGUUCCAUUAG